This is a messenger RNA of Aegilops tauschii subsp. strangulata, 2464 nucleotides long. RefSeq names its product cysteine-rich receptor-like protein kinase 10. Gene Ontology annotation, molecular function: ATP binding; protein serine/threonine kinase activity. NCBI's taxonomy places the organism in Eukaryota, Viridiplantae, Streptophyta, Magnoliopsida, Poales, Poaceae. The record is from RefSeq and is a predicted model, not a curated record. Gene Ontology annotation, cellular component: plasma membrane. Gene Ontology annotation, biological process: protein phosphorylation.
ACAGUACUAAUUGGUGCGUCGAUCGUGUCAAAUUAAGUAAUGCAGUAUUGACCAGUGCGAAAUCAGCUGAAAAAAAGGUCCCACUCUUCUUCUUUUCUCCAAGUGGCCGAUCCGAAUCCGAUAGUGAUCAUUUGCUGAUGCAUAACGCACGUUGCUCAGAGAUCAUCGAUCUGGCAGAAAAAAAACAAGAAGCUCCAGUAGGCCGUUAGCUUCCCAUGCAUGGCGACCACCGGCGUCGUCAUCCUCCUGCUCCUCCUACUCGCGCCGACACCGUAUCUGGCAGCUGCCGACUUCUGCGACAACGUCAAGGCCGCGGGCGCGGCGCUCUCCCGGAACGCCUCCUCUUCCCCGGUGCAGUUCGCCACGGCCACCAUCGGCCAGGCCCCUGACGUGGUCUACGCGCUCGCGCUCUGCCUCGGCGACGUCCUCGACAGCUCCGCCUGUGGCGCCUGCAUCGCCGACUGGUUCGCCACCGUGAACCAGACGCAGUGCGACAAGGCGGGCUUCAGCUACCGCGACUGCAUCGUCGUGUACGGCGCCGGCGCCGACAUCCUGGCGGCGCCCUCGAACGCCACGGGGGCAUCUGGCGACAACACGCCGCCCUUCCAGGACUGGAACAUCAGGAACGUCACCGCCGACGACGCCCCCCGCAUCGUCAACCUCACCUUCGAGCUGCUGGCGAAGACCGCGGCGAUGGCGGCCACCGCGACGCCCAAGCUGUACGCCACCGGCGUCAUGGACAUGAAAACAGUGGGAACCUACCCCAACGUGUAUUCCCAGGUGCAGUGCACGCCGGACCUGUCCGCCGACGACUGCUCGGCGUGCCUGCGCCGCCUCCUCAGCAUGGUCAACUCCACCAUGGCCCUGCGCAUGGGUGGGCGGAUGGGUGUCACGCGGUGCUUUUUCAGGUACGAGGCGUUUCCUUUGUACGGCGCCCGGCCCAUGCUAAGCCUGCCGUCGUCGCCGCCGGGGCCGGCUCCGACGACUCGGACCAAACGCAGGAGCAUGCUGUGGGUGAUUCCCGUAGCUGUAGUUUCCUUUGUAACGGCAGCAGCGUUUCUCUUCUUCAUCUGUUACCGUCGACGGCUAAAAAGGCAAAGAAAAGGAUCGAGACGUGCUCGCAGUUUGGAGUGGCAAGGGAAAAAUUCGGAUUUCUCUUUGUUUGAGUUUGAACAUCUACUGGAGGCCACAAGAAAUUUUUCAGAAGAAAGCAAACUUGGGCAAGGUGGCUUCGGCGCUGUCUACAAGGGCCAGCUUCCAGGUGGGUCGGAGAUAGCGGUUAAGAGACUUGCUUCACAUUCAGGACAGGGUUUCAUGGAGUUCAAAAAUGAAGUCCAGCUCAUAGCCAAACUCCAACACAUGAAUUUGGUUAGACUCUUGGGAUGUUGCUCUCAAGAAGAGGAGAAAAUACUGGUCUAUGAAUACUUGCCAAACAAAAGCUUGGAUUUCUUCAUCUUUGAUGAGAAUAAAAGAGCUUUGCUGGAUUGGACAAAACUUGCAGCAAUAAUUGAAGGGGUAGCAAAUGGACUUCUCUACUUACAUAAGCAUUCUCGGUUGCUUGUCAUACAUCGAGAUCUUAAACCAAGCAACAUUCUCUUGGACAGUGAAAUGAAUCCAAAAAUUUCAGAUUUUGGGCUAGCAAAAAUAUUCAGCUCAAAUGACACCGAAGGAGACAUUACAAGAAGAGUGGUUGGCACAUAUGGCUACAUGGCCCCUGAGUAUGCUUCGAAAGGAAACUUCUCUAUUAAAUCCGAUGUCUUCAGCUUCGGUGUUGUCAUUCUUGAGAUCCUAAGCGGGAAACGGAAUUCUGGUACCCAACAAUGUGGAGGUUUCAUCAAUCUGCUUGGAUAUGCAUGGCAAUUAUGGGAAGAGGGAAAGUGGAUUGACCUUGUUGAUGCAUCAUUGGUUUCUGAGAGUCACUCAACAAAGAUAAUGAGGUGCAUUAACAUAGCAUUGUUGUGCGUACAAGAGAAUGCAGUUGAUCGACCAACCAUGGGAGAUAUUAUGUCAAUGCUAAGCAAUGAGAAUCUGAUCUUGGCUGAGCCUAAGCAGCCAGCAUAUAUCAAUGUAAGAGUAGGAAAUGAAGAGACGUCCACUGCUCCUGAGUCAUAUAGUAUCAAUGAUGUGAGCAUAUCAAUCACAAGUCCUAGGUAGUGUUUUUCGUCGUAUCAUGGUCUUGUACUAUCCAUUUGUAGUACAUUCACACCAAGAUAAAUGGUGUAUAAUGCGUAAGUUUCGGUGGUGUCUCAAGUGUGUGGUUUAUGUGCCCCAAAAAGUAUAAGAGAAAGGCUUUGAAGCUACUUGGAGCAACCUUUUUCCGUUCUUAUUUUCUUCUUAAUUAGCAACUUUUAACUAACUUUAGUUAUGUACAUGAGGUGUUUUCCACCUUUGUUGUCACGCAUACUAAAACAUUGCCAAAUGCGGUUGAUUAUGUUAAGUUGUUCCAUACAUAAUGAUCGUUAUC